AUGGAAAACUCUUUAAAAACUCCAAUCGACUUCGAAAAUGAUUCUAUGGAUGAAGCUUUGAUUGAUCUUGAAGAAGAAAUUUGUAAUGAUUCUGUAGAAGAAGAUUUGAGAAAUCUAGCAUGG
Molecule: messenger RNA, 123 nt
Organism: Acaulospora morrowiae
Lineage: Eukaryota; Fungi; Glomeromycota; Glomeromycetes; Diversisporales; Acaulosporaceae
Source: the annotation of a GenBank genome assembly